Molecule: messenger RNA, 2494 nt
Organism: Haliotis rufescens (red abalone)
Lineage: Eukaryota; Metazoa; Mollusca; Gastropoda; Lepetellida; Haliotidae
Product: acid-sensing ion channel 1A-like
Exons: 13
Coding region: 110-2245 (711 amino acids)
Biological process (GO): sodium ion transmembrane transport
Cellular component (GO): membrane
Molecular function (GO): ligand-gated sodium channel activity
Source: RefSeq, a predicted model, not a curated record
CGAUGGUAAACCACAAUAUAAAACACAGUCACCGCUCUCGCUUGUCGACGCUUCGGCAGGGAACUGCAGUUGACCUGUUCGCAGUCGUGACGUGUAGGUUUCGUCGACGAUGGUGAAGGUGACAGAGCCGGCACUGCAGUACCUGGCUCACAAUAUCGGUAUUUCCGGUUUCAAGUACCUGCUUGGCCCGGACGCCACCACAGCAAGGAGAUUGACAUGGUUGUUAGUGAUCAUUGCCGCCGUGUGUUGGAUGGUGUGGAACAUCCAUGGCCGCCUCGUCUACUACCUCACCUACCCAACCUCCCUUGACACCCAGAUCCACUACCAGGAUGCUGUGGAGUUUCCCAAGAUCACCAUCUGUAACCAGAACACCUUCAGGUCCACUCAAGUGUUUAACGAGACGGAUGGUUCCCAAAAAUCACCGACACUGUAUGAAGCUCUAAACCAGUACCAUCGAGUCAGAAGUGGAAACAAGAAAUUAAACCAAUUGUCUGACAAGUAUGAUGACCUACUCUCCUCUGCCGGCAGCUUGGAUUUCUUGAAGAAAAUGGCGCACAAGAAGGAAACACUAUUGAAAGGGUGUAAAUGGAAGCGUCUGCCCUGUGGACCGGCUAACUUCUCAACAGUGAUGACUGACCUUGGUGUAUGUUUCCAGUUCAAAGCGGAUGACAAGGAGACACCACUCCAAGUGGACACUAGUGGCCACCAGAGCGGCCUCAGCCUCUCCCUUAUGGUUGAACAGUAUGACUACAUGGGUGAAUCACGUGACUCGGCUGGAGCCGUUGUUGUCAUUUCCGCUCCCGAUGAGACCGAGGCUUUUGCUGAUUCCACUGGUUUCGGGGUAACAGUGGGGUUCAGUACAGCUAUAGGCCUGAAGAAAACCAGGGUCCACGACAUGCAGGCGCCUUAUGGGACAUGCGGGAAGACAACUCUGCAUGAAUUCCCCGAGGACACAGAGUACACUCCCCUGAGAUGUCGGCUAAAUUGUCUUACGUCACACAUCAGGGAAAAGUGUGACUGUGUGGAACUAUACAUGCCAAACAAGCAUGGCAGGCCCUACUGCAGUCUUCUCAAGCAGCUACAGUGUGUUGACAGGACGAAGAGGACAUUCUUCAGUAGCGGGAUGACCAAGCACUGCGAUUGUCCAUUCCCCUGCCAGUCAGAACACUUCUCCAAGAUUCUGUCUCAAACUGCCAUUUCUCGCCAGUAUGCUAACAGGCUGUCCCUGGCAGACGAAGCAAUGUCGGAGUUAACACCAAGCUCCCAUGAGCAACCAUCUCUGACUGACGUUAAUGAGGCUCUAAAAGUCCAGAUCUGGGGCUUGCUGAACGACCUUGACCCUGCCUACACUGAUCUCCUGGCCGUCAUGGCUGACAAUGUACGCCAGCAGCGCCGGAGGCUGGUAGAUCUCGAGCGUUCACUCGUAACGUUUUCAGAAAAUGCUGCAACAUUGUUCAGUAAUGCCAGUGUAGAAGGAGUCGUCAAUGACCCGGAUGAAAAACUUACCCCAAUGAUGUAUGCGCAUUCGAUAACCAACUAUCUGAAAGAAGUCCCAGGACGACUCAUCAAAGGUUCCCACAAUGUGUCAUUCUGGCCCACAAAUGUAUUAAAUUGGGGUUUGGAAACCACGCUUGCGAAUGACGCCGUACAGGAACCAAAGCUACAGUUUAAACGAAUAGAAUUAAUGCGGGGCGUUGUUCAAGUUUACUUUAAACAAAUCCGAAAACAUCUUGAAGAUGUGAACUCCUGGGUGCAGACGAUCAACAAGCAGUCACGUGACGGCUCCUCUACGCCGAAUACUCUCGGGGGUAUGAGUCUCUCUCAGAUGCACUACAAUGACGUUGUGGGUUACAUGAGGAAGAUGCUGCGUCUGAUUCAGACGUUGGGGACUUACAUGGUGCAGUUCAAAAACAUGCCGUCAGUCACCCACCUGGUCCACCUUCAACAGCCGCUGUACACCUUUCUACAACCUUCUUUUUAUCAAGACAACGUCCUGAACGUGAACAUCUACUUCGAGGACCUGAGCGUGGAGGAAAGGGUCAAGUCUGAGGCCUACUCCGUGGAAGGGCUCGUGUGUGACAUUGGCGGAAGUAUCGGGUUAUGCCUGGGCGGAAGUAUCCUCACCCUAAUUGAGGUCGUUGACCUCAUACUCUUCUCAAGGAAGAGGAAGAAAGCUGACUCAGAUACUAUGCCAGGCACCAACAUGGAAGGCCUCCCACAGAAGCAGGCUCUAUCAGUCAUCUAAACCGGCAAGUGCAGGGAGUCCAACUGAUGUUGAACUGAGUGAGAACAUCAAGCAUGUUAAGCGAACCACUGAUUUUCCGUGUGGAUCCGAGACAUAUAUUUUCGAGAAAAAAGAACCAGCUCUCCAGCUAAGGGACACAACUCUGCAGUGUAAGCUCCAAGGCAUCAGACCGCGGCAUCACGUUGUCACUGUCCAGAGAUAUUGUUUUAAUUUGUUGCCCAGUGCCAGUGUAAUUGUUGUAAUAAAUGU